Ixodes scapularis (black-legged tick) is the source of this 1014-nucleotide messenger RNA. Its product is annotated as piggyBac transposable element-derived protein 4-like. The transcript has 3 exons. The coding region runs from base 1 to 1014 and encodes 337 amino acids. The record is from RefSeq and is a predicted model, not a curated record. NCBI's taxonomy places the organism in Eukaryota, Metazoa, Arthropoda, Arachnida, Ixodida, Ixodidae.
AUGUGCCACGGCGAAAACGCUUUUGCCCAGACUCAAAGCAGUUCAGAUGAAGAUGAGGAACUGGUUCUCGACAGUGUCAGCGAUCAUUCAUCAGAUCUUAAACUGAGCUCGGACGAGUGCGACACAAGUGACGACGAAGAUUUACAGGCAUCUCGGAAGUGGACGAAGCUUGAUAAUGAGAAGCUGUUGCCUCCACCCCUUCGAUUUCCCUUUCUGGCGUCUCCCGCGUGGAAGCUGUUGACUGCGCAGGAGCUCAAGGUGUUCCUCGCAUUGACACUGCCGCAAGGCAUUAUAGACAAGCCUGAACUCGCCAUGUACUGGUCGGCCAGGAGGAUUCUCCAAACCCCCAUCUUUGGUGAACUCAUGAGCAAGAACAGAUUUCACCUGAUAAUGAAGUUUCUUCAUUUUUCCGACAACGAAGAUGAGAUUGAUGAAUCACAGCACCCCCAACCGAAGCUUCGCAAGCUGUGGCUGCUGCUGUGUCUCCUCAAGGAACGGUUUCUGACCCUCUAUGUUCCUGAGAGCACUGUAGCAGUGGAUGAAAGCUUGAUGCUGUACAAAGGAAGGCUGUCCUGGAAGCAGUACCUGCCCCUGAAGCGCUCACGCUUUGGUGUGAAGUUCUUUCUCCUUUGCGAGUCUGAGAGCGGGUACGUCUCUAACCUCCUCGUUUACACCGGCGAGGGGACUGUUACGCCGGAUGCAGACAGUGCCAUGAGCACGAAGAUCGUCCUGAGCGUGAUGGAACCUUUUUUUUGCAAAGGGUACUGCGUCACUGUCGACAAUUACUACACCUUUCCAGAGCUUCGAGGAAAGUGCAUGGCCCUGCAGUGGCGCGACAAAAAGCUCGUUACCUUGCUGAGCACAGUUCACGAUGCCACAGUCGUUGAAGGCGUCAACGCCCGGAACGAGAAAGUCGUGAAGCCUGCUGCAGUUUACUACUACAACAACACCAUGGGAGGAGUCGACAAGAACGACCAGAACCUCUUGCACUACCCGGCUGUGAGAGAUGGGUAG